UUCCCAUGUUUGUAAAAUCACAGUGGUUUUCUCCAUGCAAUCCACCCACCCAUUCUCUUCAAAGGCGGAGCGUGCAUCUGCCUUCUGCAACUCACUAUGAUGAGAAGCCUUUCCCUUGAGCUUUUCCACGUCUGCAGUGUUGAUGGUGGCUACACAAGAAGCUUGAGAAACCAGUUUCCAAAACAGAGAAACCCCCCAUUACCAAUACCAGUUCUCAAAAAACGGAAGCGCCUUCGAUUUACACACUCUUCUUUCAUUUGCUCAGCAACUCUAGCAGUGAUGGCAGAUGAAAAAAAGAAAGUGUUCGAUGUUGAAAGUGCUGCUUCAUUGGUGAAGGAGCUCAGAGGGAGCUUCAAUGCUGGUAAGACAAAGAGCUAUGAAUGGAGAAUUGCACAGUUGAAGGGAAUCGAGAAGAUGAUUGAUGAGCGGGAGAAAGAUAUCAUUGAGGCUCUUCAUGAGGAUCUUUCCAAACCCGAACACGAGGCUUUUGUGUCUGAGAUUUCAAUGUCAAAAGGUGCGUGUAAGUUGGCUCUCAAAGAAUUGGGUCAUUGGAUGAAGCCAGAGAAGGCCAAAACUUCAAUGACAACAUAUCCAUCAUCAGCAGAAAUUGUGUCAGAACCUCUUGGUGUCGUGUUGGUCAUCUCAACAUGGAAUUAUCCUUUGUUGCUAUCUAUUGACCCAGUGAUUGGAGCUAUAGCAGCUGGCAAUGCUGUAGUUCUAAAACCUUCAGAAAUAGCUCCAGCAACAUCGACUUUGCUUUCAAAAUUAUUAGAGGAAUAUCUAGACAACUCCUCCAUACGAGUUGUUGAGGGGGCUGUGGCUGAAACAACUGCCUUAUUGGAGCAGAAGUGGGACAAAAUAUUCUACACAGGUAGUCCAAGAGUUGGACGCAUAGUAAUGGCUGCGGCAGCAAAGCACCUUACACCUGUAACUUUGGAACUUGGAGGAAAGUGCCCUGUUGUUGUUGACUCCAAUGUCAACUUACAAGUUGCUGCGAGGAGAAUAAUAGCAGGCAAGUGGGGAUGCAAUAACGGACAAGCUUGCAUUGCUCCUGAUUAUAUUAUCACGACAAAAGAUUUUGCUCCAAAGUUGAUAGAUGUUUUGAGACAUGAGCUAGAGGAAUUCUUCGGGAAAAAUCCAAUUGAAUCAGAAGACAUGUCCCGCAUUGUGAGUGUACAGCAGUUCAAACGCCUGACAAGGCUCUUAGAUGAGGAUGAGGUCUCUGAUAAGAUCAUCAUUGGUGGACAAAGUGAUGAGAACCAACUAAAGAUAGCUCCAACCAUCUUGGUGGAUGUUCCUGAAGACACUGAGAUCAUGAAGGAGGAGAUAUUCGGGCCAUUACUUCCCAUCCUCACUGUGGAAAAUUUAGAAGAGAGUUUUGACGUGAUAAACUCAAAAUCAAAGCCUCUUGCUGCAUAUCUCUUCUCUGAAAACAAACAGCUGCAGAAGGAUUUUGUGAACAACAUAUCUGCAGGAGGAAUGCUCAUCAAUGACACCAUUCUACAUCUGACCGUUUCAAGUUUACCAUUUGGAGGAGUUGGGGAGAGCGGAAUGGGCUCAUACCAUGGCAAGUUCUCCUUUGAUGCAUUUAGCCACAAGAAGGCAGUUCUCUACAGGGGCUUCACCGGAGAAUCACCAGCAAGGUACCCACCAUACACACCUGGAAAGCUAAAACUAUUGAAGACUCUGACCAGUGGCAACAUAGUCUCCAUUCUUCUUGCCUUGCUUGGAUUCUCCAAAGAUUGAGUAGUUAGGAAGAGGGUAUAAUAUUGAAUGGAAAUUUUCCUAAUUUCUUGGUAUUUUAAGUACUGUUUGAAGAGAAGUAAAGGGUUUACAUAUUUGAAUGUGAAGUUCUUAUUCUGCCAGUUGAAGUUUUUAAGCUCCUCUUCUAAAUGAAAAUCACUUCUUCCAAAUGGGUUUCAAAAUAGGACUUUUACCCAAUGCAA
This is a messenger RNA of Vitis riparia (riverbank grape), 1946 nucleotides long. Its product is annotated as aldehyde dehydrogenase family 3 member H1-like. The record is from RefSeq and is a predicted model, not a curated record. NCBI's taxonomy places the organism in Eukaryota, Viridiplantae, Streptophyta, Magnoliopsida, Vitales, Vitaceae. Gene Ontology annotation, molecular function: aldehyde dehydrogenase (NAD+) activity. The coding region runs from base 97 to 1746 and encodes 549 amino acids. The transcript is spliced from 12 exons. Gene Ontology annotation, cellular component: cytoplasm. Gene Ontology annotation, biological process: aldehyde metabolic process.